This is a messenger RNA of Orycteropus afer afer, 813 nucleotides long. It is a transcript of the gene JMJD8, whose product is annotated as jumonji domain containing 8. Lineage: Eukaryota; Metazoa; Chordata; Mammalia; Tubulidentata; Orycteropodidae. Bases 1 to 813 code for a protein of 270 amino acids. The transcript has 9 exons. Gene Ontology annotation, cellular component: cytoplasm. The record is from RefSeq and is a predicted model, not a curated record.
AUGGCGAGAGCGCCGCGCCCGCUCCUCCUGCUGGUGCUGUGGACGCUGCCGGCUCCGGGGAGGCCCAGUCCCGGGCCGGUGGGCGACGGGGGGUGGCAGCGGGCCGGGCCGGGGCCGCCGGCAUCCGUGGCCGAGGAGCAGCGCUGCACGGUGGAGCGUCGCGCCGACCUUACGUACGCCGAGUUCGUGCAGCGCUACGCCUUCUUCAGACCCGUCAUCUUGCAGGGGCUCACAGACAACUGGAGGUUCCGAGCCCUGUGCUCUCGCGAAAAGCUCCUGGCCUUGUUUGGGGACAGCGUGGUCCGGCUGAGUACGGCCAACACCUUCUCCUACCAGAAAGUGGACAUGCCCUUCCAAGGUUAUGUGGAGCAGCUGCUGCGUCCCCAGGACCCGGCCUCCCUGGGAAAUGAUACCCUGUACUUUUUUGGGGACAACAACUUCACUGAAUGGGCACCACUUUUCCGCCACUACUCCCCACCUCCGUUUGGCUUGCUGGGCACCACCCCUGCUUUCAGCUUUGGAAUCGCAGGAGCUGGCUCCGGUGUUCCCUUCCACUGGCACGGGCCCGGGUUCUCAGAAGUGAUCUAUGGCCGCAAGCGCUGGUUCUUGUACCCCCCUGAGAAGACACCCGAGUUCCACCCCAACAAGACCACACUGGCCUGGCUCCAGGAGAAGUACCCUACCCUUGGACCCUCUGCACGGCCUCUGGAGUGCACCAUCCAGCCUGGGGAGGUGUUGUAUUUUCCUGAUCGAUGGUGGCAUGCCACCCUCAACCUGGACACCAGCGUCUUCAUCUCCACCUUUCUGGGCUAG